AUGGAGAGCGACCGGCAGUCGGAAGAAUUAUCAUCCGGGUUAUCUUCUGGCUGGGAACGUGUCUCGAAUUCAACUGUAAGUCCGACGAAAAGUGGGCGGGCAUGCUAGGCCGCAGGGCCCGAAGAUCCACCAUUCUUUGGCCACUUGUUCUUUACUCCUUGUGGCGCUUUAGUGAUGGUCUUAAUGGACCGGGGGUACUGUACUUUUAGGCCAUUUAGAGCUAAACAUUUUUCCGACUUUUUCCUAAAUGUUUCCAACUUCUUCUGAUAAAUUGUGCCGUUAAAGCUGACUUGACACAUUCUUCAAUAACAACUUUUCUGUUAUCACAUGACUUUCCUAACGAAAUCCACUAAAGCUGCGCGAAAUCUCCACUUAAGAGUCUAGACUUUGCAUCAAAUGUCAUCAUUUUCGGAUCCGUAUUUUGCCGUUCCCUUAUGGUUUUUAUCGUAUUCCUAUCCGACAAGCAAGUACCGUGAUUUUGUUGUCCAUCUCAAGGUCGUAAGGAGGCAAUUCCGGACGCCAUAAAAGUUGCAGCAACUUUGAUCGUAAACUAAAAACUUGGAGCCCAGCUAUUUAUAGACCUUUUUAGAUCAUUUAGACCGAAACUAUCAUUUGCAGAGUGGAAUAUGACUAAUGCUAGACAUUAGGUCACUUUACAGCAUGCACCGAAAGCCCGAUCCUCCUCAUUUUGGGGGUGUUUGAGCCGGUCGGCGCAGCUUAUCUGCGCCUACCGGCCGAUUAAUUAGGUCGGGGUGGGCGAACGCCGCGACUUCAGAGAUUGGGAUCAAGAUGAAUUGCUUCUUUCUCCUUUUUUGUUUUAAACCUGAUCUGAAAAGGUCAGGGGAAUAGGUCAGGUGAAAUGGAUGGGUGGGGCCUUUUACGGCCUUCUGAUUAGAUCUCGAUCUCGGGUUGAAACUUUCGAAAGACAUGAUGAUUUAUUGCAAUCAAGGCCGGGUCCCUUGCAUCGUCACUCCUUGUUUGGUAGACGCGUCUGGGUUCGGAUAAUUUGCCUCUUGAACACGACCACUUGAAUGGGUGUUGUUCACUUGACUGUGGAUCCAUUUCAAAGUUUGAAUCGUCUUUAAUAUUGCCGACCCUUUUGCCCCUAGGGUUUCUGAAGAAGAAGCGGCUUUCUGGAUCAGUUAAGGUUCCGGUUUCGUUCUACAACAGGGAGGAAGUUGUCUAUACGGUAUCUGGUUUUACAGAGUCUUCGUAUCUUCUUAGCGCAUCUUCGUUUGUAGGCUUUAUAAGGGAUGAGAAUGUAGUCAAUUUAAAAUUGAAUCUCCAACGUUAUUACCGUUCUUUUGGCCCUAUAACUUUCCGAAAAUCCGGUCUUACCAAAGGAUGCGUACAGAAGUACAAAAGCCGGUCUUUUAAUUCUCCUUUAUUUCCCUCAACUUUGUUCCUCGAGAAUGUUUCUCCUCUCGCCCUCCUUUCCCUCCUUGCCCUCUCGCCGAAACUUUAUGGAUGUCUACCUUGAAUGGUCGGGGGUCGGCGCUUAAGGUCCUCUGCGCGAAAUUCACGCCGAAACGGUUUGAUGGCAAUGAACCGAUAGAUGGAUGGGUCAUUUAGGGGGUCCUUUUCCCCUGCUCGUCAAGAAGGCAUCAUAAGCGAGACGGGGAGACGGUGUCGCGCCGUUUCCUCCGCUUACAGCGACUCUUCCUUUGACCGUUCCGGGCCGUUCUUCUUUUCCUCGUCAUCUUUGGUCCAUCGCCAAGUUUUUUACACUUGCCGCCCGGCAAAGGCAAUUGUCUUCCAUGUUGCCUUUUUACGUGGUGCUCAGAGUGCGCGCCUUGAUUGAUUGGCCCUAACACUGCUCGGCGCUGAUGACCUUAAGCGCCAAUGGACUUUUUUUUCUCGUUGUCUGGGGAGGUGUAACUUCAUCGCUUCCCCCCACCCCGCCCGCUAAAGAUAGGUCACUCCGGCUAAGGGCAUUUCAAGCGAUAUGGGGUCAAUUAAAGGCUAUUUUAAAAUGUAACCUUGUUUGUAUAGGCACAUGGAUUUCAGGAUGACUUAGUUAAAAAAACGAAUCCAGAAUUUUUUUCAUCAUGUUUGUGUUAUAAAAGAAUUUCGAUAUUUUUUAACCCAAGAUUUAUGAUGUGGCGAAAAAUUGCGCAAAUCGGUUUGGAAAAUGUAAUUCUCAGCGAGAUUUUUCAAUUCAUUACUUUUCGGUUUGCUUUACAAAACUAUAAAAGUCAAGACGAACUGCCUGAGGGCGCGCGGGAGAGCCGAGUUGGCAUGGGAAAGGUCGCUGACCACGAAAGGGAGCCAGUCGCGCAUUCAAUUUUCUGGAAGCGAAGGUCAUAAGACACAGGGCGAUCGUCGCGCUUCGUCAUGUCCAGCGAGGAGAGUGUUGUGGAGGGAAGAUAUCGUCGUCUUCACCUUCACCUUCAAUCGGUCUUCUUCCGGUAGUCGCCAUUGCAUUCUGGGUUACGCCAAAAACUCCUUCGCGCGAUGGAGAACAACGUCGCUGCCCCGGGGGUUAACCUAAUUCUCGGGCAGAGCGAGAGAGUGGAACGCGUGAACCGCCGGCGUUCUUUUCGUCGAUUAUUGGGGACAUUGAUUUUUACAUCAGCGCUGGGAGAAGAUGCUAUUUUGGGUUGUGGGUCAAAGUUGGGAUAUGUAACCUGAUUUCUGAGGUCACUGUUUUGUCUAUGAGGUUGUUCACAGGGUGUUGAGGUCGUUUAAAGGAUAGUCAUUUACGGGUUCUUUAGGUGAUUUGCAUCAGAAAACUUGUCCGAGUUUGUUGCGCAACCUUGCCUCCACCCGUUUUAACCCUCAUUUCAUAACGUUGCUUGAUCGCCACGCUAUUUGUCAUCGCAUUCCGAUGGGUGAUUUGUCUAGUUUCUUCCAUUUCGUUUUUAUGCUAGUACAGGUGUCUCUCCGCCUCUCCGACUUAUUUGCAGUUUGGUCCCCGUACUCGCUGCGCAUUUAUCAGCGAUUUUCAUCAACGAACCUCCGCGCUUUGAGUGACAGUUCGGCGAAGACUGCAGCGAUGAAAGUGCGGCGCACUCUCUUCUUCUUUGUCUGGGCUAUCGGGCUGCGGAAUCGGGCCCUCGGUAUUUGAGGUCUUGUAAGGGAAAGGCGACGAUGACAAGAGCCGGAGGAGAUCGUAUCAGUUUUCGGAGGAGUUUCUGGGCUUGGUCCUUCGCCAAAGAGCCCACUAAUUUGAGGCGGAUGAUCUUUGAUAUGUGUUUUGGUACAAAUACUAUCCUUUUGUUAUGCAACAAACACUCUAUCAUCUUCUAUUUUACAUCUUUGUCUAUUAUUUCGCAAAAACCUACCGGGAUCUGAAAUUUUCGAUGUUUUUUGGAAAAUAAUGCGUCGUAUUUUAGUCAAACGAGAGUAUGGGCAGUACAGAUGAGCCUCACCAACCGUACUGGGCCCUGCAAGAAAACAUUGUCAUCUCGGGAGUCAGUGGUCGAUUUCCCAGAUCCGAAAAUGUCGAAGAAUUCGGAGACCAUCUCCUAGCAGGAGAGGAUCUGGUCACCGAAGAUGAUCUCCGAUGGCCACCAGGUAAGAUUGAAUUCAAUUUUCAAUUCCCGUUUUAUUUUUAAAACUUAUUUAGAGUCAAAUUUAAUUUAAAGCCGUUUUAUUACAUGGUAAAUGUUUUAGGACUCUUUGAUCUACCCAAACGCCAUGGUAAAUUGGUGGAUCUGAAAAAAUUUGAUGCCGGAUUCUUCGGUGUCACCCCAAAACAAGUGAGUUUUAAACCUCCAUUUAAUUUUAUAUUAUAAUAGGUGUAUGUCUGAGGAAUGAAAACCCAAUCUCGAUUAUUUUCAGGCCAACUUCAUGGACCCUCAGAUCCGCAAACUCCUUGAAGUUUCCUACGAAGCCAUGAUUGAUUCCGGUAAGCGUUUUCUCUGCCGUUUUUUGGAGCAAAAUCCAAAAAGCCAGUAAAUUUGUACCUUAAGGUGCCAUUCAACCUUGAACUGAGUCCCGCAAAACUCUCGCCGUCGUCAGAGCGAGAGAAGACGGCGAGAAGUGCGAGAGAUACUCUUUCAAUUGAUCCGGUCAACGUUUCUUAACAAAUUCUGAUUAAAGUGCACACAGAAGCCUCCUCAAAAAACUUGAAUGGAAAGAUUAGUUAAGGGAAAGUAUAAGAUUUGUUUUUUUGAAUCUUUAUUGCCAAUUACGGGGGAGAGGGAACAAGUUUUACGGCCGCCGAAAUAAAAUACAAAAACAAAAUCAAAUGGAAACAUGAAAACAGUCGAGUUUACGACUGAAAGUAGCAUAGUUAAAGAUUUUGUAAAGGUCAGAGUUCGUGUUGAAAGAGAACCGGUCGUAGAGGCAUUCCGAUACUUUAUAGGUGACAGUAAAAGUCGAAAUUUGAGAUUUCACAAGGAAAAAGGUGCUAAAAGAAAAGAUAAAAAACAAGAACUAAAGAACAAGCAGAAAGCUCAAUUAAAUCUCAUCAAUUUCAGGUAUCAAUCCCCAGGAUUGGCGCGGAACCAAGACCGGUGUGUUCGUCGGGUGUUCGGCCUCAGAGACAGGAGGCGCCCUCACCCAGGACCCCGAACAAGUCACCGGAUACACACUGACCGGCUGCGUGCGCAGCAUGUUCAGCAACCGUCUUUCAUACACGUUCGACCUUCGAGGACCCUCGUUCUCGGUGGACACGGCCUGCUCCUCCUCUCUGUUGGCGUUGCAGUUGGCCGUCGACGCGAUUCGUCAGGACCAGUGCGAAGCCGCCAUCGUCGCUGGUUCCCAACUCACGUUGACCCCAACCGCCGCCCUGCAGUUCUUGAAGCUGGGCAUGCUGAGUCCCGCCGGAUCUUGCCGGUCCUUCGACCAGUCCGGAGACGGGUAUUGUCGUUCGGAGGCUGUCGCCGCCAUCAUUCUCCAACGUCAAUCCAAUGCCCGCCGUAUUUACGCUACGGUUGUGCAUGCCAAGUCCAACACCGACGGUUACAAAGAGCAGGGAAUCACCUUCCCCGGAGGUGAACGCCAAGCUGACCUGCUCGAAGAAGUCUAUCGUGAGGCCAAUGUUGAUCCCAACACCGUGUACUACGUGGAAUCCCAUGGUACUGGAACCAAGGUUGGAGAUCCCCAAGAAGCCUAUGCGAUCACUCAGGUGUUCUGCUCAAACAGGUAAGAUCAGUACUCAAUAGCCAAAUCAUGGUUAAUUUUCUGUCGGAUACUUGCAAAGUUCGUGUUGUUUUUUACAAAUUUUAUAAUUUUUAGAACCCAACCCCUGCUCAUCGGAUCCGUCAAGUCGAACAUGGGUCACGCUGAGCCAGCUUCAGGUUUAGCCUCGAUUACCAAGUUGUUGAUUGCCAUGGACCGUGGAACCAUUCCUCCAAACUUGCACUUCAACGAGCCCAACGAAUACAUUGAAGGGCUCAAGGAAGGCAUCCUUAAAGUUGUCACAGAACCAACCCCAAUCAACGGUGGAUUCAUUGGUGUAAACUCUUUCGGAUUCGGAGGUUCCAACACUCACGUCAUCCUGAGAGCCGGAGAAAAGCCGAAGGCUCUCCCACCAAUCCCCACUCCAACUAUCCCCAAAGUCAUCCUCUACUCUGGACGUACCAAAGAGGCCGUUGAGAACAUCUUUGAGAAUGUCAAGAAGCACGCCGAUAACGUCUAUCUUCAUCAACUCUUGGCCAAUCAAGCCAAUCUCCCACCCAAGGACACUCCAUUCCGUGGUGUGUUGAUGUUGAACCGUGGAGAAGGCGUUGAUCCAUUGGUCGAUAUUCAAAAGAUCCCUAUCACUGAGCAUCGCCCAAUCUGGUUUGUCUACUCUGGAAUGGGAUCCCAAUGGCCAGGAAUGGCCAAGAAAUUGAUGGCCGUAGAAGUCUUUAACAACUCCCUCAAGAAGUGCAGCGAUGCCCUUAAGGAGUUCGGAAAGGACGUAUACGCCAUGCUGCAAAACGACGACCCCGAGCAGUACAAGAACAACACCUUGAACUGCAUGUUGGCGAUUACUGCCAUCCAAAUCGCUUUGACCGAUACCCUCAAGGAAUUGGGAGUUGUCCCAGAUGGAAUUAUCGGCCAUUCCACUGGUGAGAUGGGUUGUGGUUACGCUGAUGGUGCUUUGACUGCUGAUCAGACCAUGAAGCUGGCCUACUACCGUGGAACCAGCAUUAUGGGAGCAAAUAUUACCGGAGGAGCUAUGGCCGCUGUCGGCUUGACUUGGGAGCAGGCUCGCGAAAGAUGUCCUGCUGAUGUUUACCCAGCUUGCCACAACGGAGCCGACUCUGUCACCAUCUCCGGAGAUGCCAUCAAGGUGAGCAGAUUUUAGAUGACUUUGUAAUCGCUUUAUGCCCAACUCUUGUUUUGUGAGGACAAUUAUAAUUCUCUCUAAUUUCAGCUGAAGAAAUUUGUCGAAGAAUUAAAGGCCGAAGAGAUCUUUGCCAAGGAAGUUGACUCAUCUGGAAUCCCCUUCCACUCUCCCAUCCUCGCCGUUUGCCGCGAGAAGAUGUUGGAGGCAAUGAGAACCGUCGUUCCCGAGCCUCAACCGCGUUCUUCCAAAUGGAUUUCCACUUCGAUCCCCGAAGAGAACUGGGACGACGAGCUCGCCCUUUACUGCUCAGCCGACUACCACACCAACAACGCCUGUAAUCCCGUGUUGUUCUACGAGGGUCUUCAGAAGAUCCCAGCCAGUGCCAUCACUGUCGAAUUGGCACCUCAUUGUCUGAUGCAAGCCAUUCUCCGAAGAAAUCUUCAAAAGACUUGCAGCAACGUUGGCCUCAUGAACAGAACCGCCGAGAACGAGUUGGAAUCCUUCUUGUCUGCUCUUGGAAAGAUCUACCAAGCCGGAGCCACCAUCCACGUUGAGAAACUUUACCCUCAAGCUCCAUUCCCAGUCCCACUCGGAACUCCCAUGAUCUCCCCCAUGUGGCGUUGGGACCACAGUCAGGAUUGGCCCGUCAUCGAUGGAAAACUUCUCAGCUCUGGAGGAGGUGGAGCGGUUGCUUCAUCUGCUUCCUACAACAUUGAUCCAUUCUCUGCCGAUUCCAAGGAGACUUACUUGUUGGAUCACGUCAUUGAUGGCCGCGUUCUCUUCCCCUUCACUGGCCAUAUGGUGUUGGCUUGGAAGACUUUGUGUAAACUGCAAGGAGUUGACUUCCAGAAGACUCCAGUCAUUUUGGAGAACAUCAAUGUCUACAAUGCCACCAUCCUCACGAACAAGGCUAUCCGUUUGGACGUUGUCAUCUCACCUGGUCAUGGCGAUUUCGAGAUUUUGGAUGGGGAUCAAUUGGCUGCCAGUGGUCGAAUCUACAUUCCCGAUGAGAACCGCAAAUUCUACUAUCAAGAUCUGAAGGCCAUCGAGACCUCUAAAUUGGCUGAAAGAAUUGAGUUGGAUACUGAAGAUGCCUACAAAGAAUUCCUUCUGCGGGGUUAUGAGUACGGACCAGCUUUCCGCGGAAUCUACCGUACCUGCAACUCUGGAGAAAAGGGUACCUUGUACUGGACCGGCAACUGGGUCACCUUCUUGGACUCCCUGCUUCAAACUGCUCUGUUGGCCGAGCGAAACGACACGUUGAAGCUGCCAACCAGAGUCCGUUAUCUCCGCAUCGACCCCGUCAAGCACUUGGCUUCGGUCGAGGAAAGAGAUGGAAUCCAAGUCGUCGAAUUGCGCAAUGACAUCGCCACCAACGGUUGCGUCGCCGGUGGCGUUGAGUGCUGUGAUUUGACCGCCCACACUGUCCAGCGUCGUAUGCAAUCUGCAGGCCAACUCUACCUGGAGAAGUUGUACUUCGUCAAGCAUUUCGACGAAAAGUAAGCUAAAUUUUGCGAUUGCCUUUUGAACUUUUGGCGAAAUCGCUUUUAUUGUCAUUUCCAGCGCCCUCUCCGAGUUCCCCAAGGAUGCUGAACGCCUCAGCCAAUAUGCCAAUGCCGUUAAGGGAUAUAUUCUCAAAGGACUUCAACAAUGGAAGGAAGCCAAAGCCCUCAGCUCAAUCCCUCAAUACGAAAAGAUCUUGGAUGUUCUGACCAAGCAAGGUGUCAAAUACCAGGAAGAAACCUUUGACAAACUGAAGGAGGAUUCCAAAUGCACCUUUGCUCAAGCCAUAGCAGAAGUCUUCGAGAACAUUUCUCCGGAAUCCUCGGACUUUGCCAACAAUGUCUCCAACAAGCUGAAGUCCGUGUACAAGACCUUUGACAGUGAUCGUUACUGGGCUUCUUGUCUUCUGCAUGAUCGUCUCUUGAAGACGGCUCAGGAUAUCUGCAUUGAGAACUCGGCUGGACACAAGAACAAGUUCUGUGGAAUUGAAUUGACGUCUUCCGAUCAGAUCAAGCAUUGCAAGAACGGAAUCAACUCCCAUCCCCUUUUGGAAGUUGACUGGAAUUGUGCUGGACCUAAUGUUGAUGAUCUUGACGAGAACACCUUGACUCAACUUGGAGCUUCUCGUCAUCGCCUUGUUUUCGAUGGCCCUGAAUUCAAGAACACCACUGAUGUGAAGAAUAUGGAUUACAUUCUUUUGGAUCGCGUUUUGUGGCGUCAGAAGAACCCUGAAGAAUACUUGGCCAGGUGUGCGGAACUGCUGCGUGAGGAUGGUUUCAUGAUCAUCAACGAAGUCACGAAGGACCAUGAGUUGGCCUACUUUGUGCAAUCUCUCAUCGGCUAUAAUCUUCCCGAAGAUUCCGAUCGUGUCUUUGGAGUAUACUUUACUCAGGAACAACUUUGCCAACGUCUUCAAGCUGCCGGCUACAAACUCUGUCUCCGUCAAUCUGAUCCAGCAUUGAGCACAACCACUUUCGUCGUCAGAAAGGUCGCUCAAACUCCUCGUGAACCAGCUAUUGUUGAUAUCGACGAUAUCAAGGAAUUCACUUGGAUUGAGCCUCUUCAAAAGGUCAUCGAGGAACGUUUGAAUGAGCCGGAUUACAAGACCAUCUGGUUGUCCAACACCAAGGUCAGAAACAACGGAACUCUCGGAUUGGCCCUCUGUUUUGUGUAAGUUACAAUAGCGUCUCAAUUACUAGACUUUACCUCGACCAGUUCAUCAAUUUUUCUUUUUUAGUGAAGAGAACUUGAAGUUCAACCGUUUCCGCACUUUGGCUGACAUCAGUGUGAAGAAGGCCAAUCGUGAGGGUCCAGCCAAGCUGCACAUCGAUGAUCCGGUCGUUCAAAACCUCCUCCAACUUGAUCUCCACGCCAACAACUACCGCGAUGGAGUCUGGGGGUCUGUUCGCCACAUUGUUGUCAAGGAUGAUGAUCUCCACACUCGCAAAGAAGUGGAGCACGCCUUCAUCAACACCCUUGUCCGUGGUGAUGUCUCCAGUUUGACUUGGGUUGAGAACUCGAACCAAUUCUUCGACAUCACUCCAGGAAGACCCCAGCAUCUGAAGCUUUGCUCAGUCUAUUACACUGCUGUCAACUUCCGUGAUGUCAUGUUGGCUUACGGACGUCUGCCUCCAGAUGCCAUUCCUGGUCAAUUCGCUGAUCGUGAAUGUCUUUUGGGUAUGGAAUUUGCUGGUCGUCUUCCUCAAGGAGAAAGAGUUAUGGGAAUCCUGCCUGCUCAAGCCUUGGCUACCUCCGUUAUUUGUGAUCCAGAUUACACUUGGCCUGUUCCUGACAACUGGAGUUUGGCUGAAGCUGCGACUGUGCCUGUGGUCUACGCCACCGCCUACUACGCCUUGGUGAUGAGAGGAAGAAUCCGCAAGGGAGAGACCAUCCUGAUUCAUGGUGGAUCUGGUGGAGUUGGUCAAGCUGCCAUUGCCAUUGCUCUUCAAUAUGGCCUCACCGUCUACACAACUGUGGGAACUCAAGAGAAGAGAGAAUACUUGUUGAAGCGAUUCCCUCAACUCAAGCCUGAGAACCUCGCUAACUCUCGUACCUCGGACUUCGAACAACACAUCAGACAUCACACGCGUGGACGUGGUGUUGAUCUUGUGCUGAACUCGUUGGCCAAUGAAAUGCUUCAGGUAAGAUUUUGAUCAGCUUUGAAGCCUUCGUUACUCCAUAAACGUUCCCUAAAAAGGCCAAAAAAUUUUGAAUAUAAUUUUAUGUCACUUCAGGCUUCCGUCCGUUGUCUGGCCCAGCACGGUCGAUUCUUGGAAAUCGGAAAGGUCGAUCUUUCCCUCAACAAUGCCCUUGGAAUGGCCGUCUUCUUGAAGAACGUCACUUUCCAUGGUAUCUUGCUUGAUGCCAUUAUGGAUCAGUCUGUCGGAAAGAAGGAGGAUUGGAAGGAAUGCCGUGAACUCCUAAACCAAGGAAUGAAGGAGGGAGUUGUUGUUCCUCUCCCAUCAUCCGUCUUCGAAUCCGACAAGGCCGAGGAAGCUUUCCGCUUCAUGUCCGCUGGUAAACACAUCGGAAAAGUGUUGAUCAAGGUCCGUGAAGAAGAGAAGCAGCUGGUUACCCCGCCAUCCAAGAUCAAGGUGAAGGCAGUGUGCCGAACUCUCUGCAACCCCAACCAUGUCUACUUGAUCACCGGUGGUCUCGGAGGUUUUGGAUUGGAGCUGGCUCAGUGGUUGAUCAACAGAAAUGCCCGCAAGAUCGUGCUGACCUCCAGAUCUGGUAUCCGAACUGGCUACCAAGCCCGUUGUGUCCAUUACUGGCGUCGUCUUGGUAUCAAGGUCCAAGUCUCGACUUUGAAUAUCGCGAACGCCGAGGAUGCUCGUGAAUUGGUCCGCUCUUGUCAAGAGAUCGGCCCAAUUGGAGGAGUUUUCCAUUUGGCCAUGGUUCUUCGUGAUUGCCUCUUCGAGAAUCAGAAUGUCCAGAAUUUCAAGGAUGCGGCUGAAGCCAAGUAUCAUGGAACAAUCAACAUCGACAAUGCUACUCGUGAAUUUGCAGCGGAAACCCUUCGUUGGUUCGUCGUCUUCUCCUCGAUCACUUCUGGUCGUGGUAAUGCCGGACAAACCAACUAUGGAUGGUCCAAUUCCACCAUGGAACGUAUCAUCGAACAACGUCGUGAGGACGGCUACCCUGGUAUUGCCAUUCAAUGGGGAGCCAUUGGUGAUGUUGGUGUUAUCCUGGAGAACAUGGGUGACAACAACACCGUCGUCGGCGGAACCCUUCCUCAACGUAUGCCCAGCUGCUUGAGUGCCUUGGAUAUGUUCUUGAACUGGGAUCACCCGAUUGUCUCGAGUUACGUGAAGGCUGACACCGGAAGCAAGAAGUCGUCAACUGGUGGAAACUUGCUUCAGACCAUCGCUCAUAUCCUUGGAGUCAACGACAUCUCUCAAAUCAACCCUGAUGCCAACCUCGGAGAUCUGGGUCUCGACUCGUUGAUGGGUGUGGAAAUCAAACAGGCCUUGGAGAGAGAUUAUGACAUCACGCUGUCCAUGAAAGAUAUCCGAACACUCACCCUGAACAAGCUCCAGAAGAUGGCCGAAGGCGGAGGAUCUUCAACUGUUCUUCAAGCCAACACCGAGCUGGAAAUGAAGAAGGAACAAGAACGAGAAGCCCAGCAGAACACCGUUGAAGUCUUGGAGAAACAACUCAGUCAGCUGUUCAAACUCAGAGUAGAUGUGAACGAUCUCGACCCCGAAGAGACGAUUGUCAAGUGCAAUAAGGAGACCGAAGGCCCGAUUACCUUCUUCGUCCAUCCAAUUGAAGGUAUCGCCACUCCAUUGAACCGAGUAAUGUCCAAAUGUACCUUCCCUGCCUACUGCUUCCAAUUCACGAGGAAUGUCCCCACUGACUCGAUUGAGAGCGUCGCCGAGUAUUAUAUCAAGGAGAUGAAGAAGGUUCAGCCGGAAGGCCCAUAUCGACUGGUCGGCUACUCCUAUGGAUCGUGUAUUGCUUUCGAAAUGGCCACCAAACUGCAGGAGCAGCUAGGAGCCAACAGCGUUGAAAAACUUAUCUUAUUGGAUGGAUCUCACUUAUACAUGCAAACGUACAGAAAUGUAAGAAAAUUUUCAUAGUUCUUCAUAAAACCUCCUUUUGUCAUAAUUUAAAAAAAUCUUGCAGGUCUAUCGUCACGCCUUUGGUGUCACCGGUGACACACUGGUCAACAACCCACUCUUUGAAUCUGAAAUUAUGUGUGCCAUGACGCUGCGGUUCGCCAACGUCGACUACAAAAAGUUCCGUGUGGAGAUGCUCCAACUCCCCAACUACAAGGCCAGAAUCAACAAGGUCGUGGAGACCGUCAUGAAGACCGGAUUCUUCAAGUCUCCCGGCACUGUUGAGUUCGCCUGUGAAGCCAUGAGAUCCAAGUUCUUGAUGGCUGACAAGUAAGUUUACUUCAACAUAUGACUCAUCAUGUAUACUGUUGGCUCGUUUAUGACAAAUAUUUUCAGAUACAAGCCAGACAAGACCUUCCACGGACAAAUUACGCUGAUCCGUGCUGAACAAGGAGCCGCUCGAGAAGAGGAUGUUGGACAAGAUUACGGUGUUGGACAGGUAAGCAUUUCAAGUUCUUGAUCACUUUACUGUAUAGUAGCACUGUCGAAAAAUCAUGAGAAUAUAAAAUAUCGGUAUAAUAAUUUUCCAUUUUCAGGUUUCGGACUACUGUGACGUGAAGGUGGUGUCCGGAGACCACGACUCGAUCGUGCAAGGCAAGCGCCACAAGGACACCGUCGAGAUCAUCAACCAGGCCAUCAAGUCGGCGCCCACGCAGGAGUAA
Molecule: messenger RNA, 12509 nt
Organism: Bursaphelenchus xylophilus (pine wood nematode)
Lineage: Eukaryota; Metazoa; Nematoda; Chromadorea; Rhabditida; Aphelenchoididae
Source: the annotation of a GenBank genome assembly